GCUUCAGCCUGCCAGCAUCUGAGCGCGAAAGUGCGAGUUGAACUGUUGAACAAUCCAUGGCGCAGGUCGCUCUACGUGCCAUGGCCGCCUCUCCCGCAUUCCCGCCCAUGCUCUCUUCCCUCCGUUUCCUCGCCACAAGCUACACGGCCCGUGUGGUCCGGGCCGACUCCUCCGGCCGUCAAAUCAUGGUCGAGCUUGACCCCUCAAACCUCUCUUUAGACUCCUACGGCUACCCCAUUCCCCGUCGAGACCUCAUCUGCCACAUCUGCAACCUACUCCGCAAUGCGUCAUCCCCUUCCACCGAUCCCCUCCUCGACGUCGCCGACUAUCUCCAAACCCUAACCCUAACGCUAACCCCAUCGGAAGUCAGCGAGAUUCUCAAAUCCCUACGCCUACCUCGAAAGGCCCUCGAGUUCUUCCGCUUCGUUAAGACCCUCCCUGGAUAUCGCCAUGACUGUUUCGCCUAUAAUCGCAUCCUUGCUAUUCUUGCCCGUUCGAACGCUGAACAAGAGAUAAUUGGUGGGAUUGUGGAGGAAAUGGAGAAGGAGGGGGUUAAAGGGAAUAUCUCGACGGUGAAUAUAUUGAUUGGGGCCAUGGGGGGUACGGAAUAUGAUAGGUGUUUGGAGCUUGCCAAGAAGUGGGAUUUGAGGUUCAAUGGAUACACUUACAAGUGUUUGAUGCAGGCUUAUUUGAGGUCUCGGGAUGUGGAACGCGCGUUUAGGGUUUAUGAGGAGAUGAGCAGGAGAGGCUAUAAGUUGGAUAUAUUUGCUUAUAAUAUGCUCUUGGACGCAUUGGCGAAAGCUGACAAGCAGGUUGAUCUAUGCUAUAGAGUUUUUGGAGACAUGAAGCAGAAACACUGCGAACCAGAUCAGUACACUUAUACAAUUCUCAUUAGAAUGUCUGGUAAGACAGGAAGGACAAAUGAUUUUCUCUCAUUCUUUGAUGAGAUGCUAGGAAAGGGAUAUUCAUUAAAUCUUAUUGCAUAUAACACAAUGCUUGAGGCUCUUGCAAGAAAUAGAAUGGUCGACAAAGCUAUACUUCUUUUCACAAGGAUAAUUAGAAGGGAUUGUCGGCCUAAUGAGUUUACUUACAGUAUUCUCUUAGAAAUGUUAGCAGCAGAAGGCCAACUACAUCGAUUGAAUGAAGUUGUAGAAGUGUCAAAUAAAUACAUGAAUAAAUCAAUUUAUUCCUUUUUAGUUAAGGCAUUAAGUCAGUCAGGUCAUGCAAGUGAAGCCCAUAGUUUGUUUUGUAGCAUGUGGAACUUACAUGAUGAAGGAGAUAGAGAUGCUUUUGUGUCCAUGUUGGAAACUCUGUGCAAUGCAGGGAAGACAUUGGAGGCAAUAGAUCUGUUAAAUAAGAUUCAUGAGAAAGGAAUAUCUACAGACACUAUGAUGUACAAUAUAGUUUUUUCAGCUCUUGGUAAAUUGAAGCAAGUAUCAUAUAUUCAAGCUCUGUACGAACAAAUGAGGGAUAGCGGGCCUUCUCCUGACAUAUUUACAUACAAUAUUCUUCUUUCAAGUUUUGGGAAAGUUGGCCUGGUCGAGAAGGCGUUGGAGCUUUUUGAGGAAAUGGAAUCUAGUGUUUGCAAACCUGAUGUCAUUAGUUAUAAUUCUUUGAUCAACUGUCUUGGGAAAAAUGGUGACCUUGAUGAAGCUCAUAUUAGGUUUGAGGAAAUGCAAAAGAGGGGCUUGAAUCCUGACGUUGUCACGUACAGCACCUUGAUUGAAUGUUUUGGUAAAACAAAUAAAGUUGAGAUGGCUUUUAGGUUAUUUGAUGAAAUGCUAGCUGUGGGGUGCCACCCAAACAUUGUGACCUACAACAUCUUGCUUGAUCUUUUGGAGAGAAAUGGGAAGGUGGCAGAAGCUUUUGAAUUUUAUGCAACUCUGAAAGAACAGGGACUAACUCCUGAUUCAAUAACAUACACGAUACUAGAGCGAUUAAAUUGCUCUUCACAUAGAGCUGUUGGGGUGCGCAAGCAAAGUCGUGUCACUGGUUGGGUUGUUAGUCCUCUAAGGUGAUUUGUCCAAUAUAACGAUUAUGAGUCACCGAAUACCUCUAAAGACCAGGAGUGCAUGAUUUUACAGUUGAAAUUGCCAGAUUUGUCAGGAAAAUUAUCAGGUCCGGACAUCGGUCCUAGAUAUAAGUCCAGAUAUGGAUGCACUUUGACUGUGCUUUUUGACUGCGUUUUAUCUGCACUUUACCUGCAUUUUACCUGCGCUUUUGGCGCGCUUGGCUUAAAAUUCUGCGGACACAUGUACAUUUCACAUGUCAAUAUUUUAUUGGAGUCCGAACGUAUCUCUAAGUCCGAUGUCCGGACCUAAUAAUUUUCCGAUUUGUCAUGCCCAACAGUAAAAGAGGAUGGAACAGUGCACCACGCCUGAAUCUCCUAAGCUGCAAUCAGUUCAGCUUCCCAUUGGUACAAGCCAUUUUUUUUUUUAAGCGGAGCAUUGCUGUUUCAGUGAGAAAAAAGUUUAUGUUAAUUUGUUUUUGGAGUGGGAGCACACUUUGUCUGUAGGAUUUUCCAGAAUUUUGAUCGCAUUCGAGGGCUCAUCAAACUUGAUUAUUCCUUCUGUCACAUGUUCUAUUUGAUAGAUAUCAAUGCACCUCAUUAGUGCAGGCACUCUGGUUCCCAGGUCAGAUCUGUAGAUCCAUCAUCAGAUUCAUAUUAAAAUCAUGCAGAGAUCAAUAUAUUCAAAUACAGAUUCCAAGAUGUCCAAAUCCAGUUCUUUAAGUCACUUUGUCUUUCUUCCACAUCAAGAGCUUGAAGGUUACUGACAACUCGUUGUUUCUAUUCACUGUAAUAAGCAUCGAGUAAUUUGUUUAGGUUACUGUAAAUCUAUUUUGAUUCACUGUUUAUCUACUGUGUUUCUAUUCACUGUAAAUACUUUUCAACUUCCAAUCUAUUACAAGUUUAUGAUAUGUUUGAUAAAGUUCUUUCCA
Molecule: messenger RNA, 2940 nt
Organism: Dendrobium catenatum
Lineage: Eukaryota; Viridiplantae; Streptophyta; Magnoliopsida; Asparagales; Orchidaceae
Product: pentatricopeptide repeat-containing protein At1g51965, mitochondrial
Exons: 3
Coding region: 57-2018 (653 amino acids)
Molecular function (GO): protein binding
Source: RefSeq, a predicted model, not a curated record